Molecule: messenger RNA, 423 nt
Organism: Colletotrichum aenigma
Lineage: Eukaryota; Fungi; Ascomycota; Sordariomycetes; Glomerellales; Glomerellaceae
Exons: 3
Coding region: 1-423 (140 amino acids)
Source: RefSeq, a predicted model, not a curated record
AUGUUCCAGCCAAACCCUCAAGACCAUCUUCAUCUGCGCCUUCACAGGGCACGGUCGGUCAUCUUGACCGCCGAAGAACUCGUCGAGAUCCGCGCCGCCCAGCGGACCUUUGAGGGCGCCUACAUGCGCACCGCCCUCUCGCAGUUCUCCUUCGCCCUCAUCAUCCUCAAGAUCUUCACGUCCGAGUUCUACGCCAUCGGCGCCCUCUUCGCCGUCUACGGCGCCGCCGUCAUGCUCGUCGCAAUCUACCGCCGCCACGAGGGCAACCGCCAGUUCUUCACCUCCCCCAAGGAGGACGCCGACGGCUCCGUCUCCGUCGUCCGCAAGUUCCGCACCUCGGGCAACAGCGUCGCCCUGCUCACCGUGCUCAGUCUGGCGGCGUACGUGACGCUGUUGGUCCUCACGUGGCAGCUGGUGCAGUGA